AUGACAACCAAGUCCUUGCCUGAGCCACCCGAGUCCGCGCCGAAGCCGCCAGUUCUUCGACUUCGGAGUACUACUGAGAAUGAAGAGAUCGAGGAAGAGCAACUUGAUGUGUUGAGAUUUUCAGAUGGGCCUUGGAGACGACAUCCAGACGAAAUUGAUGACACUAUUUGUGCGCUAUCGAACGCUCAAUUCCCUCUCGACAUAACUGUUGAGAACUAUCGGAUCGAUUACCAGGAACGCAUGGCUGCUUUGAUGAAGGUCGUACGGCAAUGGCCUAAGUCAGAGAGAAUGGAACAUGUGAAGAUCAAACACGUUUCCGUCAUAACGCAGCUCGUGGAUAUGGAGCACAUACUAGAGAGAAGCAAAGACGAUAUCGAAGACGCGAUUGAGCGAUCCUUCGUUCACUGUGAUACUUAUCUUCAACCCGGGCUAGCCUGGCCACCACUCAGCUUUGAAAGAUUUGGACGUGAGUGGGGCUGGAAUGCGCGCGGGGUCUACUACCGACAUUACUACUCUCCUCAUUGGUCGACCGUGGAUCACGAUCUGUGGAUCCCAACUAUUGAAGACGCUUUGUUUGAUAGUCCUACGGAACAAAACCGUCGAGAAAGAGCCAAACAACUUUUGCGGCACACUUUGGAUAAUGAGCGCUGGAACAAGAGCGAGUAUGCUUGGGAGGCGGACGUGUGGGCCGAUGUUUUCGGUCACAUGAGAAACGAUCCAGCUUUGGCUGCGGACAAGCGCGAGUACUAUGCGUCAAUUCCUGAAGUUCAUCCAGUAUCAUGCACGCUGACUGGAAAAGCUGGCUUUGCAAAGCGAAUACCCGAUGCGUCGUUUGGGCUAGCAACAUUUCGCCCAAAGCACUACCAGAAUGCUGUCGCAUCUUACGAAUUGGAUGCCGAAAGACUACAAGCUCUUGCAUUGCACCGACACUGCGGGCUUAUUUCAGAUCCACGUUGUGGUGAGGCUGACCUAGUAUUUCCAUUUGCUGUGUACGAAGCGAAAGGUUGGAGUGGCGAUCCUCGUGAGGCUCGACAUCAAGCUUGUGUCGCCGGGGCAGCUUAUCUAGACAUGCUGGAUGCACUCGCUCGCAUCCCUGGUCCACCAUGUGUAAAAAAUCGCGACUAUCAAUUUCAGGGGAGCCAAAACACCCAAACUUUUGCGCUCACUUCAUUUGGAGCACAUUGGCAUGUAAUGGUGGGUUAUAGGCGACCGCGUCUCAAGCGAGAACAUGCAGGUCACCCUGGUAUGAGCGACACUGUCUAUUUAUAUCAAAGGAUUUGGAGCGGCCGUAUCGCGGAUGAACAAAGUGCUUGGAAACUCCUUCAUUUGGUGGACCAGAUCCACGAGUGGGGUGUCACGACUUUCCGUCGCAAUGUCAUCCGUCAUCUUCAUGCUUGGCAUAAAUUCGGUCGCGAAGUCUGGGCUGACGAUGCAAGCGUCUUACGCUUCACCUUAGGCAAAGGCUUUGCGACAUGUGGGAUGACUGUUGCCUUUGCAGCGCCUGAUUGGGCGGAAAGCUUCGGAGCAGAUUUCAAAGCUACGCUCCGGGAAAAGUCGACCGGUCUAUUGACUAAAAUCUGUCUAGAAGAACAACCAGGGGAACCAUUCUUCAGAUGUCUAGUGGGCAGGUGCGGGACCGAAAAUUAUCCUGGCUAUGCUCUAUUUUCGCCGGAAGAGGCGAUACGACACCAUGCCAAGGUACAUCAUGAGGUCAUUAAUGAGAACUUCAUAUCAACGGUUCAUAAGUUCUACAGAAUGAUAGCGAUGGAAGUAGAGAAGGACUUCAGAGCUUCGCACUCGGAAGCAAGGAGGAAACGAUUGCUGGAGGAAUAUGAAAACACAAAGACGAGCAAACGCGCGAGGCGGAGCAUGAAAGAGAGCAAGGACUCGUGA
Molecule: messenger RNA, 1893 nt
Organism: Bipolaris victoriae FI3
Lineage: Eukaryota; Fungi; Ascomycota; Dothideomycetes; Pleosporales; Pleosporaceae
Exons: 4
Coding region: 1-1893 (630 amino acids)
Source: RefSeq, a predicted model, not a curated record